Castor canadensis (American beaver) is the source of this 965-nucleotide messenger RNA. RefSeq names its product chromosome 9 C4orf33 homolog (gene C9H4orf33). The record is from RefSeq and is a predicted model, not a curated record. Lineage: Eukaryota; Metazoa; Chordata; Mammalia; Rodentia; Castoridae.
GCCUGUGCUUGCGCGUGGUCGGGUCGGUGUCUUCCUUUUGAAAUAAACUCCCCCAAGUGUAACGCGAGUGGGGCGUUGGGUACGUUUUAAACGCCCGCAGGAUCUCUCGUCCCGACAACCCCCGCCGCUGUGGUCGGAGCGAAGGCCGGGAGGGACCGCGGCGGCCCGCCCCUCCGCGCCUCUGCGGGGAGGACCAGCCUUGUGUCCGCGCGGGGCCGGGAGCGACACGAACUGCACGUGUUUCUGCAGAAAAUAAACAGUCAGUCUUCAGAUGGAUUUCAAAAUUGAACACACUUGGGAUGGUUUUCCAGUGGGCCACCAGCCAGUGUCUGUCAGGCUAAGCCCAGGUGAGGGAGGCGUGGUGAUGGAAGUCAGUGCUCCAUUUUUCAAUGACCCUCCAGCCCCACUUGGAGAACCCGGAAAGCCUUUUAAUGAGCUGUGGGAUUACGAAGUCGUGGAAGCAUUUUUCUUGAAUGAUGUAGCUGAGCAGUAUUUGGAAGUUGAACUUUGUCCCCAUGGACAGCAUUUGGUGCUUUUACUGUCUGGAAGAAAAAAUGUGUGGAAACAAGAACUCGCUUUAUCAUUUGAAGUGUACAGAGGGGAGACAAAAUGGGAAGGCAAAGCUUUUCUUCCAUGGAGUUACUUUCCACCGAAUGUGACAAAGUUUAAUUCGUUUGCAAUCCAUGGGUCAAAAGAUAACAGAAGUUAUGAAGCCCUUUACCCUGUACCUCAGCAUGAAUUCCAACAAGGACAAAAACCUGACUUCCAUCGUCUAGAAUAUUUCAAGCCUUUCAGUUUUAACAUGCUCCUUGGAGAAGAAUGGAAGCAGCCAAAGUCAGACAUAUGGCUAAUGAAGAAAAUUGAUGUGCAGGAAUAUAAUAGAUAACCACACCAAUCAUUUUAAAGGAAAACAUAAAUAUAAUCGCUGUUAAGACACCAUGAACAAAUUCCAGCAAAAAAUAUUU